This is a messenger RNA of Zea mays, 1523 nucleotides long. RefSeq names its product NAC domain protein NAC5. Bases 132 to 1229 code for a protein of 365 amino acids. Gene Ontology annotation, molecular function: DNA binding. The transcript has 4 exons. The record is from RefSeq and is a predicted model, not a curated record. Lineage: Eukaryota; Viridiplantae; Streptophyta; Magnoliopsida; Poales; Poaceae. Gene Ontology annotation, biological process: regulation of DNA-templated transcription.
UCUCUUUCUGCUAAAAGGACGCCGUGCCGUUCCAGUAUUUAAACCGGGAACCUCCACCCUCGCAUUGGUUUCUCUUGAUCGCUUCGUCACUUGAAUCCGUGCCUGCUCUAAUAGGUAUUAGAGGCUCUGCAAUGGAGCAGGAGCCGCACCGGCCCAUGGAGCUGCCCCCGGGCUUCCGCUUCCACCCGACCGACGAGGAGCUCAUCACGCACUACCUGGCCCGCAAGGCCGCCGACGCCCGCUUCGCCGCGCUCGCCGUCGCCGAGGCCGACCUCAACAAGUGCGAGCCCUGGGACCUGCCAUCGCUGGCGAGGAUGGGGGAGAAGGAGUGGUACUUCUUCUGCCUCAAGGACCGCAAGUACCCGACGGGGCUGAGGACCAACCGGGCCACGGAGGCCGGGUACUGGAAGGCCACGGGCAAGGACAGGGACGUCUUCAGGGGCAAGGCGCUCGUCGGCUCCAAGAAGACGCUCGUCUUCUACACGGGGAGGGCGCCCAGGGGAGAGAAGUCCGGAUGGGUCAUGCACGAGUACCGCCUCCACGCCAAGCUCCACGGCCACGGCCACGGCCACGGCCAAGGCGCAGCCGUCGUCGUCGUCCCCAAGGCCGCCGGGACCAAGAACGAGUGGGUGCUGUGCAGGGUGUUCAAGAAGAGCCUCGUCGUAGGUGGUGCAGCUGCAGCAGCAGCACCAACCGCAGGCAAGAGGGGCGGCACGGAGACGUCGUCCAACUCCAAGACGGGCGACGUAGCGGCCAUCUCCCACCUCCCUCCGCUGAUGGACGUGUCCGGCUCCGGCUCCGGCGCCGCCGCCGCGGCGGCGGCACACGUGACCUGCUUCUCCGACGCGCUGGAGGGCCAGUUCUUGGACCAGACGACGACCACGCCGCCGCCAGAAGCCGCCGCCGCCGCCACGGACGACGACGGCCACCUCGGCGCCCUCGCCGCCGCCUCCUCCUCGGCCUUCCAGCUGCCCGGCUUCGCGCACUACUACUACGGCGGGGGGGCGCCGCACCUGCACCAGCACCACGGCGCCGCCAGCCUGGUGCAGCUCCUGGAGGGCAGCGUUCCGCCGUGCAAUAAGGGCGGCGAGCGGGAGCGGGAGCGGGAGCGGCUGAGCGCGUCGCAGGACACGGGGCUCACCUCCGACGUCAACCCCGAGAUCUCCUCCUCCUCCGGCCAACGCUUCGACCACGACCACGACCACCACCUCUGCUGCUGGGGCUACUGAUCGAUUCGAUGAGCCUACGACUACCGAUCCAGCGCGCAUCAUGCAUGCGGUCGCGUUAUUACUAGCGAUUAGUGUAUAGCACUGCUGUAAAUAAAACACCUACUAGUACUACAUCUGCGUGAGGUCGACGAUCGGCCGUGUGGUGCGUGGCAAUUGGCAUGCAUGCGUCGAGCUGCCUACGUUCCAUUAUUUGCUCGUGUGAUUUGUUACUGUAGACGAGUGUGGGGGUGUGUAAUUAGCAUUGUUGAUGUAUUAUUAUUCACGAUUUGGUGGAAUAUCUCCAUGGUUAAAUGA